CAUAACCUUUUAUUUCCCCACAUUUUUCUGGUAUUUUCUCUGAUCACUUUUCAAGUGAGCGUGUCAGGGUUAAAUUAAUUCUGUGUCUUUUAUUUUUCUACAGUAUAGUAGUAAAUUGUCAUUACUUUGAGGAGUAUAUAUAUUCAGUGAAAAGUUGAGACUUAAUAUUCUGCAUCGCUUUCAUGAAGCGCUUAAGUGCCUCCUUCAAGCUUCUGGACAACUUAUUUGAGAACACCGACAAAACUAUCGUUCCCACUCCUUUCAACUGGUUGUACAGCUCUGCUCCCAAUUUUAAAAUUAAAGGUGAUCAGAUUGCUGUUUUGCAUGAGCCGAAAGAUUUCUAUAAUGAACUUCUGGAGCGCUGUAGCACCUCCCAAAAUCGUAUCAUAUUCUCAUCAUUGUAUCUUGGUUGUGGAUCCAAGGAAGAAAAAUUGGUGUCAGUCAUCGAGUCCCGCCUGAAAAACACCAGUUCUAAUCUGCAAGUUUCAAUUUUAUUGGAUGCUAACCGAGGAUCCCGGGGCGAAAAAAAUUCUAGGCACAUAUUACUACCUCUGCUACUUUACCAAAAAAAUUGUCAGGUGUCUCUGUUUCACUCACCUAAUUUACGAGGUCCACUCAAACAAAUCCUGCCAGCUCGAUUCAAUGAAUUGCUUGGACUUCAGCACAUGAAGUUUUACAUUUUUGACGAUAGCGUCCUCAUCACUGGAGCAAAUUUAAGUCAUGAUUAUUUUACAAACCGACAAGAUCGUUACAUACUCAUCUUAAAUUGCAAACCAUUGGCUGAUUUCCUUGCUGGUUUGGUUGAGUGUGUGAGUCAGAUCUCAUUUCAACUGGACCAAGACAACAAUGUCUCCCUUCCCGAGAAAUCGAAAUUCCAUCCCUUCAACGAUAGCAAAGAGGAAUAUGUCAAAGCUGGACACGAUCUCAUCUGGAACUAUUUUGUCAAUUCUAUGCAGUCAGAAGGUACACCUGCUGAAGAGGAAUCAGAGAAUGAUACGGUCAUAUUUCCCCUAUUGGAGAUGCCACCUUUCGAUAUCCAUCAUGACAGUGUUGUCACGAAGCACUUAUUAGACAUGGCACCCGCUGGCGCAGAGAUUCAUUUGGCAACAGGAUAUUUUAAUCUUACCAAUGAGUAUGUGGACUCGUUGGUAAAUCAGUCCAAAGCAGCAGUCAAAAUCCUCAUGGCUCAUCCAACAGCAAAUGGAUUUCUGAAUGCAGCCGGAGUAGCAGGUGGAGUCCCAUAUGCUUACACAACCCUGGCCAGUAAUUUUUUACAUAAUAUUGAGAGGCAUCAAGCAACCAACCGCAUUCAAAUUUUUGAAUUUCUGAGGUCAGGCUGGACGUUCCACUCCAAAGGUCUUUGGUAUACACUGCCGCAGGAAUCCACCCCACAUUUAACGCUUAUUGGAUCAUCUAAUUUUGGUUCUCGAUCAGUAACGAAAGACUUGGAAAUGCAGGUAGCCAUUGUCACCACUAAUUCAAAACUACGAGAAGUUUUGGCACAAGAAAGGGACCGUUUGUACCAGUCAGGUCUGCCUUUCACAAGAGAAGUUGCGGAUUCACCUUCAAGGCGCUCUCCUCUCUGGGUGAGAUCUACCAGUCGAAUUUUCAAGAAUUAUUUUUAACUGCUGCAUUUGUACGUAUUGUUUUGUUUAUUGUUAUUGUGUUCAUGAAACAAAGUUUCUCUUUGUCUCACUUUUCCUGCC
Bemisia tabaci is the source of this 1706-nucleotide messenger RNA. RefSeq names its product Phosphatidylglycerophosphate synthase 1 (gene PGS1). Gene Ontology annotation, biological process: cardiolipin biosynthetic process. Gene Ontology annotation, molecular function: CDP-diacylglycerol-glycerol-3-phosphate 3-phosphatidyltransferase activity. Lineage: Eukaryota; Metazoa; Arthropoda; Insecta; Hemiptera; Aleyrodidae. The record is from RefSeq and is a predicted model, not a curated record. Gene Ontology annotation, cellular component: mitochondrion.